AUGGGUCAUACACACGCAAGUGGUUUUGAACAAGGUCAUAAACAAUCGAAUAAUCAAAACAAUGGUGAGGUCAGUGCAUUCUACUGGGCAUGUCGCAAUGGUGAUAUUGAGUUAGCAAAAGCAAUGGCACCCGAUAUACCUUAUGAUCAACUGAACCGAUUAGAACCUAAUGGAAGCACACCCCUUCAUGCUGCGUCAUUUUUUUCUCAUGCAGAUGUUGUUGAGCUUCUUCUGCAUGAAUAUGGCGUUCCAAGAAAUUAUGUGAAUCAGUAUGGACUAACUGCUUAUGAAGAGGCACAAACUGAGAGAGUAAAGCGAUUAUUUUGGCGAGUAUCAAAUCGAUUUUGUGACCCACAGGAAAAUGUUACAGAUACGUUUGACAUUCUCGCCGUAAAAGCAGAUGAAAUAGAAAACAAUCGCAGCAUCUUCAAUACUGAAGAUGAGCAUGAGGAAGACACAAAGGAGGCACCGGAGCAGAGUAUAUGGCUUCAAUCGUACCAAGCAAAAGAUAUCAAAGAAGAAAUAUAUUAUUACCGCAAAGGUAAAGCGUUGAUUCAAUCAAGCAUUGCCAGAUUUAUUAUGCGACAAGGACCUAAAUUUUGCCCUCACUGUAAACAGAACAAAGAAGUCAUGAACGAGUUUAUUUCUUAUUUUGACGAUGCGACAUUUCGAGUGAACAAAUUAAAAGCAAUUGUGUAUGAGUGUGUACCGCCAACGGAUAAAUAUUAUAAUAGAUGUCAUCAGCUCUUGACAGAAUAUUCGGAAAAAGGAAAUGUUGAAGCGCUAUUAACACUUUACACAUUAGAAACUGAGUUUUAUAAAAAAAAUUGCAAAUGCUUGUCAAGCCAUUAG
Molecule: messenger RNA, 852 nt
Organism: Rotaria socialis
Lineage: Eukaryota; Metazoa; Rotifera; Eurotatoria; Philodinida; Philodinidae
Source: the annotation of a GenBank genome assembly